GGCGCUGCUCCAAAGCUCUGAAAAACACAAACCGAUUGUUUAUUUUGUGUUUGUUUACAUUUUUAAAUUUUUUUUUUACUACAAAAAAAGAAGCGAACAACAACAUAAAAAAUGGCUUCAACUUUACUAUCGCCCAUGGUGGAUUAUUACAACGAUGAAGAAGAGCUGGACAGUGUGGAAGACGACGAUGAUCGGAGCUUCAGAGGAAGAGACUCAGAGGAAGACACAGAGGAUGCCAGCGAAACAGACCUUGCCAAACACGAUGAGGACGACUAUGUGGAAAUCAAAGAGCAGAUGUACCAAGACAAACUGGCCUCUUUGAAAAGACAGUUGCAGCAAUUACAAGAAGGAACGCUGCAGGAAUAUCAGAAGAGGAUGAAGAAACUAGACCAACAGUACAAAGAGAGGCUCCGAAACGCAGAUCUGUUUCUCCAGCUUGAGACAGAACAGGUAGAGAGGAACUACAUCAAGGAGAAGAAGGCGGCGGUGAAGGAGUUUGACGAUAAAAAGGUGGAACUGAAGGAGAACCUAAUUGCGGAGCUGGAGGAGAAGAAGAAGAUGAUCGAGAACGAGAAAUUAACAAUGGAGCUGACGGGCGACUCUAUGGAGGUAAAACCCAUCAUGACUCGGAAGCUGAGGAGACGGCCUAAUGAUCCAGUCCCCAUACCCGACAAACGAAGAAAACCAGCACCAGCUCAGCUAAAUUAUUUGCUAACAGAUGAACAGAUUAUGGAAGAUCUACGAACAUUGAAUAAGCUUAAGUCACCAAAGAGGCCAGUAUCCCCCUCGUCUCCAGAGCACGUGCCCACCGCUCCCAUGGAGAACCCAUCCCAGCGCUACGAAGCCCGCAUCGAGGAAGGGAAGCUCUACUACGACAAAAGAUGGUACCACAAGAGCCAGGCCAUCUACCUAGAGUCAAAGGACAACACAAAGAUUAGCUGUGUCAUCAGCUCAGUGGGGACCAACGAGAUUUGGGUGAGAAAGACAAGCGACAGUACGAAGAUGAGGAUCUACCUGGGACAGCUGCAGAGGGGAGCGUUUGUCAUCCGGCGACGGUCGGCUGCGUGAAACAUUACCCCGCCCUGCCCCUCCUCUCCACACAACCGCCUUCUGUUCAUUUAUCCAUCCAUCCAUCCAUCCUACCUGACCGGCGCAUCCACCAUUUCUCCCUAUUUUGGUGCAUCUCUAUUGAGUUUGACAACGUGGCCUCUUUAUUCCUCACCAUCAUCAUACUCGCUACGCCCCUUCCUCCUCUCAUCGCACACAAACACCUACAGUCUCCAGUGGCCAAGGAUAUCUGAUCGUUAUCCGUUCUCACAAAAUAAGCUCGAUUCCUGUAAAGAAAAAGUGAGUGGUGGUAUUGAAAUGACUGUGUUUCCCCCCCCCCCCCCCCCCAAGCAUUAUUUGUCACUAUGUGGCAUGUGUGUGAAGCCGGUUAGUGGAGCCUACUUCGAUUUCUCUCAUCAUACACCCUUUUUUCUACACCACACAGUCCUAUUUAGCUUCAUCAUUAAGUUAUUGUUGUUUUUUUUCUCAUGUUGACCCAUAAUAACUUGUCUCCAAUCCUUUCAAACUGUCUCACUGGUGACACGUAACAAAGAAAGCACUGGAAACCCCCCCCCCCCCCCCCCCCGCUGAUCGCAUUUGUGGUAUUAUUUCCACAAAUUUCACUGAUUAACGCCUGUGGACCCGUCUGAUGUAAUUGCACCUGCCGAGAUGAGGGAUUUGUUCAGGUUUUGGCUGAGUAUUGUUAUACCCCCCCACCCACCCCACCACCACCCACCCCAUCCACCGACUGAAAAACUUGCAGAUUUCCGUGCACCAGGAAUCAUGCCAUUCUCAAAAGAAUACGCCUUUUGCACUGUCAUCAAGAAACGGAGGCUGCUUGCUAUGCGAAUGGUUUUUUCUUAAUAAAAUGUUAAAGAGUCCUAUGUAUUAAAUCUGUACAUUGAAAAGAGGAAAAAAAAAAACAUUUUGAGGUUUUUGUUACACUUCUUUUUUUUUUU
Scomber japonicus (chub mackerel) is the source of this 2006-nucleotide messenger RNA. It is a transcript of the gene suds3, whose product is annotated as SDS3 homolog, SIN3A corepressor complex component. Gene Ontology annotation, cellular component: Sin3-type complex. Bases 112 to 1068 code for a protein of 318 amino acids. The record is from RefSeq and is a predicted model, not a curated record. The transcript has 12 exons. Gene Ontology annotation, biological process: negative regulation of transcription by RNA polymerase II. Lineage: Eukaryota; Metazoa; Chordata; Actinopteri; Scombriformes; Scombridae. Gene Ontology annotation, molecular function: histone deacetylase binding.